AUGUUUAUCUAUCUCUAUCUAUCUAUCUAUCUAUCUAUCUAUCUAUCUAUAACAGACAUUCAUUUGUCUCUCUCCAAUCUCUCUCUCUCUCUGCCUUUAUUAGACAUGUGUAUCCUCCUCUCUCCAGUCCAUGUUUAUCUAUCUAUCUAUCUAUCUAUCUCUAUCUAUCUAUCUAUAUCUAUCUAUAACAGACAUUCAUUUUCAGUCCAUGUUUAUCUAUCUAUCUAUCUAUCUAUCUAUCUAUCUAUCUAUAACAGACAUUCAUUUGUCUCUCUCUCUCUCUCUCUCUCUGCCAAACAUUCAUUUGUCUCUCUCCCUCUCUCUCUCUCUCUGCCUCGUAUUCAUUUUUGUAUCCUCAGUCUCUGUCAUGUUUAUCUAUCUAUCUAUCUAUCUAUCUAUCUAUCUAUCUAUCUAUCUAUCUAUAACAGACAUUCAUUUGUCUCUCUCCUCUCUCUCUCUCUCUGCCGUAGACAUGUAUAUCCUCAGUCAGUCCAUGUUUAUCUAUCUAUCUAUCUAUCUAUCUAUCUAUCUAUCUAUCUAUCUCUCUAUCUUAACAGACAUUCAUUUGUCUCUCUCUCUCUAUCUCUCUCUCUAUCUAGACAUUCAUUUAUCCUCAGUCAGUCUCCAUGUUUAUCUAUCUAUCUAUCUAUCUAUCUAUCUAUCUAUCUAUCUAUCUAUCUAUCUAUAACAGACAUUCAUUUGUCUCUCUCCCUCUCUCUCUCUCUGCCCAGUAGACAUAAUGUAUCCUCAGUCAGUCCAUGUUUAUCUAUCUAUCUAUCUAUCUAUCUAUCUAUCUAUCUAUCAUUCAUUUGUUUCUCUCUCUCUCUCUCUCUCUCUGCCUUCUGUAGACAUAAUGUAUCCUCAGUCAGUCCAUGUUUAUCUAUCUAUCUAUCUAUCUAUCUAUCUAUCUAUCUGUCUAUAACAGACAUUCAUUUUCAGUCCAUGUUUAUCUAUCUAUCUAUCUAUCUAUCUAUCUAUAACAGACAUUCAUUUCUCUCUCUCUAUCUGCCAGACAUUCAUUUGUCUCUCUCCUCUCUCUCUCUCUGUCUAUCUAUAACAGACAUGUUUCCUCCAGUCUCUCUCUCUCUACAUGUUUAUCUAUCUAUCUAUCUAUCUAUCUAUCUAUCUAUAACAGACAUUCAUUUGUCUCUCUCCCUCUCCCUCUCUCUCUGCCGAGUGAACGUAAUGUAUCCUCAGUCAGUCCAUGUUUAUCUAUCUAUCUAUCUAUCUAUCUAUCUAUCUAUCUAUCUAUCUAUAACAGACAUUCAUUUGUCUCUCUCCCUCUCCCUCUCUCUCUGCCUCGUAGACACGUAUCGGUAUCCUCAGUCAGUCCAUGUUUAUCUAUCUAUCUAUCUAUCUAUCUAUCUAUCUAUCUAUCUAUCUAAACAGACAUUCAUUUGUCUCUCUCCUCUCUCUCUCUCUGCCUCCCGAGUACGUAUAAUGUAUCCUCAGUCAGUCCAUGUUUAUCUAUCUAUCUAUCUAUCUAUCUAUCUAUCUAUCUAUCUAUCUAUAACAGACAUUCAUUUGUCUCUCUCCUCUCUCUCUCUCUCUGCUGUCGUAGACGUAAUGUAUCCUCAGUCAGUCCAUGUCAUGUUCUAUCUAUCUAUCUAUCUAUCUAUCUAUCUAUCUAUCUAUCUCUAUCUAUCUAUAACAGACAUUCAUUUGUCUCUCUCUCUCUCUCUCUCUCUCUCUGCCUAUCUGAACAUUCAUUUGUCUCCUCUCUCAGUCAUGUGUGUUCCUCAUCUAUCUAUCUAUCUAUCUAUCUAUCUAUCUAUCUAUCUAUAA
Acanthosepion pharaonis is the source of this 1785-nucleotide messenger RNA. NCBI's taxonomy places the organism in Eukaryota, Metazoa, Mollusca, Cephalopoda, Sepiida, Sepiidae. The record is from the annotation of a GenBank genome assembly.